Molecule: messenger RNA, 2196 nt
Organism: Labrus bergylta (ballan wrasse)
Lineage: Eukaryota; Metazoa; Chordata; Actinopteri; Labriformes; Labridae
Product: E3 ubiquitin-protein ligase TRIM39-like
Biological process (GO): protein ubiquitination
Cellular component (GO): cytoplasm
Molecular function (GO): zinc ion binding; protein binding; ubiquitin protein ligase activity
Source: RefSeq, a predicted model, not a curated record
AUGGCGUCCAAGUUAGAGGAAGAUCUGAGCUGUCCGGUCUGCCUCGACAUCUUUAAAGAUCCAGUGAUGCUGUCCUGCAGCCACAGCUUCUGUAGAGAGUGUGUGAAGGACUGCUGGAAGGAGAACCAGGAGUGUCCACUCUGUAAGAGGAGACAUUUAAAUGAUAUACCUCCUAACUUUACUUUAAAGAACCUGAGUGAGAGUUUUGUGCAGGAGAGAGAUCAGAGCGCUUCAGAGGAUCUCUGCAGUCUGCACUCUGAGAAACUCAAACUCUUCUGUCUGGACCAUCAGGAGCCGGUGUGUCUCAUCUGCAGAGAUUCAGAAAAACACUCUGAGCACAGAUUCAGACCCAUCGAUGAAGCUGCUGGACAACACAAGAAGAAACUUCAGGAAACUCUGGAGCCGGUAAAGAAGAAGUUAAAUGUUUUUAAAGAAGUUAAAGUGAAGUUUGAUCAAACAGCAGAACACAUUCAGGUCCAGGCCCGACACACAGAGAGGCAGAUUAAGGAGCAGUUUCUAGAAGAGGAAGAGGAGGCCAGGCUGUGUGCACUGAGGGAGGAAGAGGAGCAGAAGAGUCAGAGGAUGAAGGAGGAGAUGGAGGCUCUGAGCAGAGAGAUAGCAGCUCUUUCACACACAGUCAGAGACACAGAGGACGAGCUGAGAGCUGAAGACGUCUCAUUCCUGAAAAACUACAAGGCUGCAGUGGAAAGAGUCCAGCAGCGCCCCCUGCUGGAGGAUCCACAGCUGCCCUCAGGAGCUCUGAUAGACCAGGCCAAACACCUGGGCAACCUGAGCUUCAACAUCUGGAACAAGAUGAAGGACAUGGUCUCCUACAGUCCGGUCAUUCUGGACCCAAACACUGCUCGUCCAGAACUCAUCCUGUCUGAAGAUCUGACCUGUGUGAGACCAGGAGAGAGACAGCAGCUUCCUGAUAAUCCAGAGAGGUUUGAUCAUCACUGGUCUGUCCUGGGCUCUGAGGGCUUUAACUCAGGGACUCACAGCUGGGACGUCCAGGUUGGAGACAAUACAUGCUGGGACCUGGGUGUGUUAGCAGAGUCUGGACAGAGGAAGGGAGUCAUACUGUCUGGAUUUUGGUUUGUAGGGUUCUAUGGUGGUGAAUACGGAGCAUGCUCCUCAUCACAUCCAGUCACUGAUCUCUCAGUGAAGAAGAAGCCUCAGAGGAUCAGAGUGAAUCUGGACUGUAACAGAGGAGAGCUGUCGUUCUCUGAUCCUGAUACUAACACACACAUACACACCUUCACACACACUUUCACUGAGAGGAUGUUUCCAUACAUUACCACUGUGGAUGAACUAAAGAUUUUACCAGAGAAGAUCUCUGUGACUGUGGAACACUAAUACAUGAUGAAGAUGAUGUUCUGAAUCUUCGUCUCUGAUUCUCUUAGGGUUGUGUGACUGCGUUGUCAUGGUGAUGAUGUUGAUGGUGAUUUGUGUGUGUGUGUGUGUGUGUGUGUGUGUGGGGGGGGAAGAAUAACAAUAUGAAGAGGAUCAAAUGUAAACUGUUUUGAAGUGACAUACUAAGAGGAACUUGAUUUUGUGUAUAGCAUCUUGUGUUUAGGGGCAGCUGUGUUGGUUAGUUUAGACUUUUUACUCCGUAUGGAGCUCCUAUCUGACCUCCUGAAUGUUAUUAUUUGGGCUGGUUCAUGUUUACCUCAUGUUCUUACUGUACUGUGCUGUCUGACGUUGGCUGGAUAUCUGAAUAUUUACUCAAUUCUCAGUUAAUGUGACUGAAAAGUUCCCACGAGGGAUUCAUAUGAAUGACCAAACCUGAAAAUCAAAUAUUCAUUCAUCCAGUCAAACUGUCUGUUACACUGAAAAUGUGUAUCAAGCUGUUGGGUUUGAUAGCAUACAUAAACAAACUGAAGCUCACCUAUCUCACCAGUUUCCUGUGUUUGAGCUGUUUGAAGGGGGGCUUUAUUUGAUCGUUUUUAAGCUCUGUGUCCCAAGUCCACACAAAUAUCUAUAAAACACUAAAGCCCCGUUUCCACCAGAUCUACAGGGUCUAAAUGUAGUUCUGGGGUAGAAGAUCUACCCUGAAAAAAACCCUACUAGGGGUUAUGUACUUUGUAAAGGUCCAGGGACUUUUGAGAACUGGGCAUGCAGCCCCUGCAGAGCUGAAUGUAACAAAAGAAACUUUUCAGACUAAGCAUGAUUUAAACAAAUGAACUAAACUAAAAA